Cydia splendana is the source of this 3311-nucleotide messenger RNA. RefSeq names its product UPF0669 protein C6orf120 homolog. The record is from RefSeq and is a predicted model, not a curated record. Bases 55 to 609 code for a protein of 184 amino acids. The transcript has 4 exons. NCBI's taxonomy places the organism in Eukaryota, Metazoa, Arthropoda, Insecta, Lepidoptera, Tortricidae.
UCCUCUCGCAUCGUUAUUGAUGUUAUUAUACAAUUUUCUUCAUUUCCUGUAGAAAUGCGUCGUGAAUUUAUAUUAGUGUUAUUAGGAAUUAUAUGUAUAUCAACUAUAUCCUCACUUUUAUCAGGAUAUGUUCAAAUAGAGUCUGAUAAAGUGCUAUUAGAUACGGUAGUAGGUUCGGUGGGUGCUGGCAAUUUUUCAUAUUGGCAGUUGGGGCAUAUAGGGCCGCUGCUGGUGGAACUGACGUCUCUAACAGGCGACGCGGACCUUUAUGUUGCUGAUACAAUCAGGCCAAGUUAUGAGACGGAUCGGAACAACUUCAGCUCGGUGACCUGUGGCCCUGAUCUGGUCAACAUACCCGCUGACUUCCCGCGCCCUGUGGGUAUCGGUGUGUUCGGGCACUGGUCGCACGCUCAGUCCGAGUACAGCAUCCAAGUGUUCCUGACGGCUCCAGCACCACGCUCUCACGCUUUCCUUGAGGACGCAAGGCCGCAUGAGAGAACAGAAGUGGAAAAGCGUCGCGAGAAACGUAAAGGCGAGGAGGAGGGCAAGCCCCGCUUCCUGAAGCUGCUGAGCAUACUCGACAUGAUCUUUGACAUGUUUGUGUUGUAGGAGUUAGACCGACUAGCGAUGUUACGAUUCGACUUCACAAAUCGGUUCAAACCGAUUUAGGUCUGAAGUCGACUAAAUCGACUUGAGUGUUCCGUAAAUCGACUUAAGAUACGUUCACCCGCUCUAAGCGCACCCUUUCCGAUUUGUUGCUGCGUCACUUUCGUUGGACAUAUUGAGGCAUAAUAAAAUGUACACGAAUCGACUUCAAACCACGAAGAAAAAUGUUGCCAUGCACAUUGCCGUCAUUAUUGAGUCGAGUCAAGUCGAACCUUGGUAUCUACAGGUAAAGUAAAAUGAAACUUAUGGUUCAAGUAGUAAGGUUCAAUUUCGCAUAGGCUUAAAGAGAUCGAUUUGGCGGUUUACUUGGAUCGGUUUGCCAGUUUUGCGCCGCGUUGAUUUGCUAACUGAACGAAUUCGCGGCAAUGACUCACGGAAUCGCACGAGACUGCACGCUCUUUCCAGCUUGCUCGUAUAGUGCUUUCCCCUUUUAUCUUUAGCAAUUAAUGACAUUUUGAUCUACCGCGCAACGGAAAGUAAAAAAAUAUUACAAAAGUUUUAAGUCAAAAGAUUUGCUGUCGUGUUAUUCUAAGGAUUCUAAGGGUCGAACAAACCGUAAAAUUUACAAUUCGAUUUCUUCAACUCAAAACCAAGCGACUACGGAGCGGUUUGAACUACUGAUAAUUAAAAAAUAGAAGUUAAAUCGACUUGGCCAAAUCGGUUUGCAAACCGAUUUGGGUUUAAAUCGGAGUCGACUUAUUCGGUUUGAAAAUUUUUCGAUUUGACCCAUCACUAAGACCGACUGUUAUAUGUUUAGAACAUUUCGUCGGGUGACAAGCAAAGUCACUAACUACUAAAAAAUUAUCAAACAAAAAUCAACCUUAUUUGAGUACUCAUAUGGUUCACUAUGGCUAUGACGGUAAUUAGUGAGUUUUGCUUGUCACCUGACGAUUUAGUAACUGGAGAUGUCACCGCUGUCAUUUUCUUUACGAAACAGUCUGCCGAUUUUUGCAGGGGAGGGGACGUCAAAUGUAUUGCUAAAUUGCUAUUUCUACAUGAUUUGUACGUAACGUACAAAUAGCCAUGUCAAUCCAUACAAAAGUUUGCACAAUUGUGUAAGUUUUCGGCAGAGGGGUAAGCUCUUGAUGGUCACUCCAGUUAUUAAAUGCUUUAAGGUUAUAUGUUAACGACUAGCGACCCGUCCCGGCUUCGCACCUGUAAUGGACCGUGAGCCACGAACAGAUUUUCAUGACCAAUCGCCUCCCGAGCGAUAACUCGUGUAUUAUAAAUGGUAGGUGCGUAUUUUUUACAUGUUUAUGCAAGUAGCUGACGGUCUUUCCACCGCUAUACAACCGGCUGACGGUUUUUUUAUUUAUAAUAGCAUCUCAACUAUCAUCUGGCAAAGUAUCAAUCGGGAGGCGAUGACUGAAAAAAAAAUUUUUUUACAUGUUCAUGUGAUCAACUGACGGUCUUUCCACCGCGAUACAACCUGCUGACUAUUUUUUUAAUUCAUGAUAUUAGCUAAACUAUCGUCUGGCAAAGUAUCAAGCGGGAGGCGAUGACUGACGAUAUUUGCUCCUGGCCCGCGGUCUGUUACACAAAACCUUAACAAAUUAUCCACCUCGGCAUUCCUCAAGAAUCUCUCUAUUGAUAGGCGAAAACCGCAUGAGAAUCCGUUCAGUAGCUUUUGAGUCGCGAACAUACGUACACACCACAGACAAGACAUCCUCCAGACUGAUCAUAGUAGCUCUACCCCCUCUGCCACAUAUACGGUAGUUUUACUCCAUGUUCGAGUCGAAAGUGUCUUUGUGUGACGUCCGUGUCUUUGAACGGACCAAUCACGGCACGGGACCUCGCUCACCUCAUCCCCCGCACUCCUGUAUUUUUGGCAGCAUCGGUUUCAUGAAAUAAUUGCUCCAAAGUCCUUCCUAGUUUAUGUAUGCUUAGAACAUUUAGUAACUGGAGAUGUCAUCGCUGUCAGUUUCUUUACGAAACAGUCUGCCGAUUUUUGCGGGGGAGGGGACGUCAAAUGUAUUGCUAAAUUGCUAUUUCUACAUGAUUUGUACGUAACGUACAAAUAGCCAUGUCAAUCCAUACAAAAGUGUGCACAAUUGUGUAAGUUUUUCGGCAGAGGGGUAAGCUCUUGAUGGUCACUCCAGUUAUUAGAAUGCUCUGAGGUUAUAUGUUAACGACUAGCGACCCGCCCCGGCUUCGCACCUGUUACACAAAACCUUAACAAAUUUUACACCUCGGCAUUCGUCAAGAAUCUCUCUAUUAAUAGGCGAAAACCGCAUGAGAAUCCGUUCAGUAGUUUUUGAGUCGCGAACAUACGUACACACAGACAGACGCGGCGGGGGACUUUGUUUUAUAAGGUGUAGUGAUAAUUAAUUAAUUAGAAUCCAAAAUGGCAAAAAACGGAACCAUUUUCAUUAUGCGUGGUCCGACGCAUCCGAUCCGACACUCGACCGGUUUUAAAAAAAUUUUUAUAACACAUCGGUGGCAAACGAGCAUACCAGAGGUGUUACAUGCGCGUUGCCGACCUUUUAAAAACCUGUACACUCCUGUACUCCUCCGUUUAUUAGUUAAGUAUUUAUUUUACAAGCAAUUUAACGUGCCUUGUUAAUAUGUAUUUUUAUGUUAGUUGGUCAUACUUGGAAGCUAAAUUAAAUCAACUUUUUGACAUUUUAGGGGUCAUCCAUUAAUUA